Globicephala melas (long-finned pilot whale) is the source of this 4816-nucleotide messenger RNA. Lineage: Eukaryota; Metazoa; Chordata; Mammalia; Artiodactyla; Delphinidae. The record is from RefSeq and is a predicted model, not a curated record.
GCACGACGACUACUCCCGCCGCGCGGUCGCCGGCCCCGAGCGCGGGCGAAGGGGCGAGGAGCUCCAGGACCCCGGGCUGGCGGGUGCUGGGGGCUCGGCCAGUGACGCGGCUGCCGGAGGUGCCGUUCCUCGCGCCCCCGGCUCUUCCUCCAGGCCCCCGGCCCGGGAGGUGUCGGACAGAGGCUCCAAGGAACCGGGCCCUGGCGACCGGUCUCCCGUGGAGCCCGAGCCUCCUCUCGGUCCUCCGAGGCCCACCACGCCCAAGCCCCCCAGCCCUCGGAGCCCCGACGCAGCACCUGCCAAGUGUCCCAACAGCGUCAGCGCGCUGUCCCUGAGUUCAGUGGACAGCGAGGAAAGGGCAGAGGGGCCCGUCCAGAGGGAGCAAGGCCCCGGGUCCUUCCAGGAUGCGGUGCAAACCGCCUGUGACCUGGGCAGUGAGAACACCGGCGCCGGCAGCCACCCGCAGCAGAGCCUCGGGGGGACGAACUGUCCAGAAGAAAAGACGGACGAGCCUGCUGCCCGGCCGCCCGUGCCCGCGCACCAGGUGCCGCCCUACCGCGCGGUGUCGGCCCGGCUGCGGCCGUGCGCCUUCUCCCAGAGCACCCCCAUCGGGCUGGACCGCGUGGGACGCCGGCGGCUCAUGAGAGCAUCCAACAUUUCUUCUGAUGGCGGUGCGGAGUCAUCUGCCCUAGCGGAUGACAAUGGCAGCGAGGAGGACUACAGCUAUGAAGACCUCUGUCGGGCCAACCCCCGGUACCUGCAGCCGGGCGGGGAGCAGCUGGCCAUCAACGAGCUGAUCAGCGAUGGCAGCGUGGUCUGCGCCGAGGCCCUGUGGGACCACGUGACGAUGGACGAGCAGGAGCUGGGCUUCAAGGCCGGGGACGUCAUCCAGGUCCUGGAAGCCUCCCACAAGGACUGGUGGUGGGGCCGCAGCGCGGACAGGGAGGCCUGGUUCCCCGCCAGCUUCGUCCGACUGCGGGUCAACCAGGAGGAGCUGGCGGAGGGCUCCAGCGGCACCCCCGGCGAGGAGCCGGCGGAGGACGCGGGCCGGGGCCGCCACAAGCACCCCGAGAGCAAGCAGCAGAUGCGGACCAACGUCAUCCAGGAGAUCAUGGACACCGAGCGGGUGUACAUCAAGCACCUCCGGGACAUCUGCGAGGGCUACAUUCGACAGUGUCGCAAGCACACGGCGAUGUUCACGGUCGCACAGCUCGCCACCAUUUUUGGAAAUAUUGAAGAUAUUUACAAAUUCCAAAGAAAGUUUCUGAAAGACCUUGAGAAACAAUACAAUCAAGAGGAACCUCACCUGAGUGAAAUAGGGUCCUGCUUUCUUGAACAUCAAGAAGGCUUCGCCAUCUACUCCGAGUACUGCAACAACCACCCGGGCGCCUGCGCCGAGCUGGCGGGCCUGAUGAAGCAGGGCCGCUACCGACACUUCUUCGAGGCCUGCCGCCUGCUGCAGCAGAUGAUCGACAUCGCCAUUGACGGCUUCCUGCUGACGCCGGUGCAGAAGAUCUGCAAGUACCCGCUGCAGCUGGCCGAGCUGCUCAAGUACACCACUCAGGAGCACAGCGAUUACAGGAACAUAAAGGCAGCGUACGAGGCCAUGAAGAACGUCGCCUGUUUGAUCAAUGAGCGAAAACGCAAGCUGGAAAGCAUAGACAAGAUAGCACGGUGGCAGGUGUCCAUCGUGGGCUGGGAGGGCCAGGACAUCCUCGAGCGCAGCUCGGAGCUGAUCCACUCCGGGGAGCUGACCAGGGUCACCCGGCAGGGCAAGAGCCAGCAGCGGACGUUCUUCCUGUUUGACCACCAGCUGGUGGCCUGCAAGAAAGACCUGCUGCGGAGGGACGUGCUCUACUACCGCGGCAGCACAGACAUGGACGCCGUGGAACUCGUGGACCUGGAGGACGGCCGCGACGGUGCCCGCACCCUCGGCAUCAGAAACGCCUUCAAGCUGGUCAGCAGGACGGGUGACGAGGCGCACCUGUUCUGUGCCAAGAAGCCUGAGGACAAGGCGCGGUGGCUGCAGGCCUGCAGGGACGAGCGCAGGCGGGUGCAGGAGGACCGGGCGAUGGGAGUGGAAAUUUCAGAAAAUCAGAAGAAACUUGCCAUGUUAAAUGCUCAAAAGGCAGGACAUGGAAAGUCAAAAGGCUACGGUGGAGGAUGCCCCUCGGCCCCCCCGCUCCAGAGCCUGCGGCCGGUCCACCAGCGCCACGUCACCGUGCCCGCCAGCCUGCCACAACAGCAGGUGUUCGCCCUGGCGGAGCCCAAGAGGAAGCCGUCGCUGUUCUGGCACACCUUCAACAAGCUCACCCCCUUCAGGAAGUGACGCGGGGACUGGGGAGAGGGGCCCCCGUGCCCCUCCUGGGCCCCGUCCAAGGAAUCUACUCCGCACGUGGCACAGGGAUCCGGUGCUGAAAACCUCUCCUGGGGACGCAGUGAGGAGGACCUGGCCUCGCUUGCGGUCGCAGAGGCCCAGCUGCCUUCUCGGGAGGGAGGGGGGUCAUGACGCACAGCUCCAGUGUCCCCUGGACCGCUCCCCGCCGUGAGCCCACCGAGGCGGCCGGCGCCGGGGAAUCGGAGUGGGCUCUGGAGAUGCUGGGCGGGGAGCCGGGAGCAUCCCCGAGGACGAGCUGCAGUCCAGGCCCCGGGAGGGGCUCCCCGAGGAGGAUGGGCAGGGCCACUUUGCCUUCGGUCUUGAAGGGGACGGGAGUGCCGGGGUCACGGGGUGGCGGGCGGUGACUGCAGCCCUGUUGGGGCCCUGGGGUCCCCUGGCGUCUUCCUCAUCCACGCAGUCGCCAAAUGGUGGGCCGGCCUCUCCCGCAGGCUCCUGCGCACAUGGUCCAGGGCCCGCGGUGCACGGAGACCCACGCGCUCCAAAGACGCCGUUGCUUUCAGGGGGCAGGGAGCCCGCUGCUGGCUCUGUACACUUGUCCCCGCCCAUGUGCCACUCCCCGAGCAGAAACCUGAGAAACUUCACGCACGUGCACUUCCAGUGGGAAAACCGAUUUCAUUUCGUUUGAGGACGAAGUGAACGUGCAGACCUCCCAGUUGAAACGUGUCCUUAAAAGAGCAUCCGUGUGCCUGUUCCUCCCUCUGCCUCUGUCCUCGCCGAUCGAGGGACAGUGACACGUACCUUCUUCCACUGAAAACCAGAGGCUCAAGGGUCCUGCUUCCUCCACGUUUGAAGCCAACUUUGUCCCACGCCCCCGAGCAGUAGUGCCAGCUGUGCCAUGCUUAGCAUGUCGACAGGUUUCUGAAGAUCGGUUCCGCAUGGAAGAGACCUCACGAAAUAGAUCCAGACUCAGAGAGAGCAGCCCGCUCUAGCGAAGGCCACGCGGCCGACGCCGGUCGGCAGCAACCUCCUUGCCUUUUCUCGAUGGUAAAUUUUGAUGAAAAUGGCUUUUAAACGUGAGACACCUUUCCGUUGACCUCGUGCACCGGGCGGGGGCCUGUUACAUGUCUUGUGGUUUUCUACUCGGGAAUCUCUCUUUGGUGUUGAAACCUCAAAACUUCUCUUUUCUACCCAGUCCCUGCUUGAGAAUAAACACACCUGUAUGGUCCUAACAGAGGGGACACCUGAGACUCCAGGUGUGGGCCCCCUCCUCCUCACACCCAGAGCUGUUCCCGGGGGGCGGGGGGACCCAGGCGGUGCUGCCUCUGCGGACCUCGGGGCCCAGGUCCCGGCACGGAAGCCGCUUCUGUGAGGAAGCUCCUCGGGAGGUGCCGUGGGUCCGCGUGCUCGUGUGUGUGUGUGUGUGUGUGUGCUUCCUUUCUGAAUAGACUUCUCAAUUUCCGUUGCAUUUAUAUAACUGACCUUUUUACUAACAAGAUACAAUGAUACAUUUUGAAUACUAUGCUUAAUAUGCUUUUCGUGGGCCCCCUCAGCGAACAUUGUCGGGCCUCUGUGCUAAACAGAGUUGUUUGUUUAUACGGCAGUUGUGAACAGUUGGGUUGCUUUUUUUUUUUUUUUUUAAUAGAAUUACUUUGAGGAAGUAAAGAAAAUCAGUUGCUCAUGUUAUAUUUCCAGUGAGGACUCACCCCCAGUGCAGAAGCACCCAGAGGGCCCCCAUCUCCCCCGUUGUCCAGAGCACAGGGACAAAGGGCUGGACGUGCUGUCGGCAGCCCUGGUCUGUCUCUCGGCCGAGACCUGACUCCUGGCUCCACCCUCCUCCCCUCAAGCUUCCCAACAGAGGAGCAGGAAGCAUGGACACCAGGGCACGUGGUGACAGUCCCUUGGUCAGAUGUCCAUCCUAGGUGGCUCCUGCUUGGAUUUCCAGGUGAUUUGAAAACUGCUAAAAUGCGUUUAAAAGGAUAGAACGUCCUUUGUCCUCUUUAAAUCUGUGUGUCUAGCUUGGGUUUAUUAGCAAACGCCUGCGUUCUCUACAGGAUAGAUGGCUCGGUGUUCUGUUUUUACAUUUGACGAACUUCCUUCCUUUUUUUUUUUUUUUUGCGGUACGCGGGCCUCUUACUGUUGUGGCCUCUCCCGUUGCGGAGCACAGGCUCCGGACGCGCAGGCUCAGUGGCCAUGGCUCACGGGCCCAGCCGCUCCGCGGCAUGUGGGAUCCGCCCGGACCGGGGCACGAACCCGUGUCCCCUGCAUCGGUAGGCGGACCCCCAACCACUGCGCCACCAGGGAAGCCCUGAACUUCCUUCUUGAUUUCUCGCAUGUUCCACUUGGAGAGAAAAAGAGAAAAAACGAAGAGACUCCCUGUACAGGUUGUGUAUGAAUUUCACUGGGAAUCUCGCUUUCUCUGUCUGUCUUUUUCUCUUUUUAACACUACACUGCGUGGUAUCGGUGGACCACGCCCCCCCC